Molecule: messenger RNA, 1134 nt
Organism: Effrenium voratum
Lineage: Eukaryota; Dinophyceae; Suessiales; Symbiodiniaceae
Source: the annotation of a GenBank genome assembly
AGGAUCGUGUUUUGGCUUCUGGGUUUGCCGCGCGCUUGGCCGAGCAUGCCCGACAAGGAGCGAUCGCGGUCUCCUAGCAGGGGCAAGCUGCGGAUCUCCCCGCUGAAGGGCCGCUUUGGCGCCUUGGUCGAGUCGGACCUCUCAGUGGAGAGGAUUCUCGACGGAGAACUGGGGCCGGAGCUCGUCAAGGCAUGGCAGGACUUCGGAGGCCUGUUGGUGAUGAGGGGCCUGACGACGAUGACCGCUGCAAAGCUGGCCGAGAUCAGUGCUCUCUUCGGCGAGGUGGAGAACGAGAUCGAUGACAGCAAGAAGUCGUUCGCCGUGGACGGAGAUCUACGGGUGAUGCGCAUCGGCAACACCCGGGACCCUGUCACAAAGGAGGCGACGGCUUUGAAUGCCAUUGAUCCCAUGCUGCCCCCAGGUGGAUCCCCGCAGUACCGGCCAGCCGACCGCAAGCCGGCGUGGCACACUGACUCCGUGUACCGCAAAGACGCGCCCAUCGGGUCCUUGCUGUACUGCAAGCAGACCCCUCCUGCUGGCGGAGCCACCUGCUUCGCAGAUGCUGUGGCGGCCUUUGAGGCCCUGAGCCCCGAGAAGCAGAAGCACGUGGCGGGUCUAGAGUGUCUGUGCUCCCAAGCGCAUCACGAUGCCAAGAUCAACAAGAGCUCCCCGGACUUCCCCACUUUGACGCCUGAGCAACGCCUCGCGAGCCCACCCCAGCGGGUGAGGAUGGCGCUGCGCCAUCCCCUCACCGGGAAAGUGGCGUUGUACGGGAUGAACGGGGGCACCUGCCGGGUGCUGCCGCAGGGCGCCCCGGUCACGGCGGAGGAGUUGGAUAGCUACGAGCUGGAUGCCGUAGAACAUGCGUCGGUGCAGGAGGAGUGGCGCUGCUUGUUGCCCUUCGUCACGGAUGAGCGCUUCACCGUGAAGUGGGAGUGGCGGAUCGGAGAUCUGGUCCUGUGGGACAACCGAUGUACCCUCCAUUGCGCUACAGGCUUCGACCGAGAACGAUACCAGCGGGAGAUGUGGCGCACUACCCUGUCACGCGACCGCUCGUGUAAGGAGCCGAGCUGUCAAUGAGAGCUCGAUGCUCAAAAGCGCUGCUUCUGAUUUGUGAAUCCAGCCCCAAUAUGA